Messenger RNA from Acomys russatus (golden spiny mouse), 3798 nucleotides. It is a transcript of the gene Nrg1, whose product is annotated as neuregulin 1. The record is from RefSeq and is a predicted model, not a curated record. The transcript is spliced from 10 exons. Gene Ontology annotation, molecular function: chemorepellent activity; protein tyrosine kinase activator activity. Lineage: Eukaryota; Metazoa; Chordata; Mammalia; Rodentia; Muridae. Gene Ontology annotation, biological process: intracellular signal transduction; cell differentiation; animal organ development. Bases 142 to 2322 code for a protein of 726 amino acids.
AGCUCUCUUACUUUGGAUAAUGGCCUUGGACUUGGGUGCCUUAUCGAUUUCCCCUCCAAGAUGCUGUAUCAUUUGGUUGCGGGGGGGGGCUCUGCAUGGUAAUGCACUGUGAGAGAGGCCAGGCCUUCUGGAGGUGAGCCGAUGGAGAUGUAUUCCCCAGACAUGUCUGAGGUGGCUGCCGGGAGGUCCUCCAGCCCCUCCACUCAGCUGAGUGCAGACCCAUCUCUCGAUGGGCUUCCGGCAGCUGAACACAUGCCAGAUACCCAGACUGAAGAUGGGAGAAGCCCUGGACUCCUGGGCCUGGCGGUGCCCUGCUGCGUGAGUCUGGAAGCUGAGCGCCUGAGAGGGUGCCUCAACUCUGAGAAGAUCUGCAUUGUUCCCAUUCUAGCUUGCCUAGUCAGCCUCUGCCUCUGCAUUGCUGGCCUAAAGUGGGUAUUUGUAGACAAGAUAUUUGAAUAUGACUCUCCUACUCACCUUGACCCCGGCGGGUUAGGCCAGGACCCUGUUAUUUCUCUGGAUCCAACUGCUGCCUCAGCUGUUUUGGUAUCAUCUGAGGCAUACACUUCACCUGUCUCUAGGACUCAGUCUGAACCUGAGGCUCAUGUUACAGUGCAAGUUAACAAUGUUCCUGUGGCCUCUGAACCUUCAGCAGUUACGACCCGAAAGAAUCGGCUGUCUGUCUUUCCUCCUUUGCUAUCUACUGCACCACCCUUCCCUUCUCCAGCUCGGACCCCUGAGGUGAGAACACCCAAGUCAGCAACUCAGCCACAAACAACAGAAACUAAUCUCCAAACUGCUCCUAAACUUUCCACGUCUACAUCCACGACUGGGACCAGCCAUCUUGUAAAGUGUGCCGAGAAGGAGAAGACUUUCUGUGUGAAUGGUGGCGAGUGCUUCAUGGUGAAAGACCUGUCCAACCCUUCAAGAUACUUGUGCAAGUGCCCAAAUGAGUUUACUGGUGAUCGUUGCCAAAACUACGUAAUGGCCAGCUUCUACAUGACUUCUAGGAGGAAAAGGGAAGAGACAGAGAAGCCUCUAGAAAGAAAAUUGGAUCAUAGCCUUGUGAAAGAAAUGAAGCAUCUUGGGAUUGAAUUUAUGGAAGCGGAGGAACUCUACCAGAAGAGAGUGCUCACAAUUACUGGCAUCUGUAUCGCCCUGCUGGUGGUCGGCAUCAUGUGUGUGGUGGCCUACUGCAAAACCAAGAAACAGCGGCAAAAGCUUCAUGACCGGCUGCGGCAGAGUCUUCGGUCCGAACGGAACAACAUGGUGAACAUAGCCAAUGGGCCGCACCAUCCCAACCCACCACCAGAGAAUGUGCAACUGGUGAAUCAAUACGUAUCUAAAAAUGUCAUCUCCAGUGAGCAUAUCGUUGAAAGAGAAGCGGAGACAUCCUUUUCCACCAGUCAUUACACGUCCACUGCUCAUCACUCCACGACUGUCACCCAAACUCCUAGUCACAGCUGGAGUAACGGGCACACAGAAAGCAUCAUUUCAGAAAGCCACUCUGUAAUCAUGAUGUCAUCAGUAGAAAACAGUAGGCACAGCAGCCCAGCUGGGGGCCCACGAGGACGUCUACAUGGCCUGGGAGGCCCUCGCGAAUGUAACAGCUUCCUCAGGCAUGCCAGAGAAACCCCUGACUCGUACCGAGACUCUCCUCAUAGCGAAAGGUAUGUAUCAGCCAUGACCACCCCGGCUCGUAUGUCACCUGUAGAUUUCCACACGCCAAGCUCCCCUAAAUCGCCCCCUUCGGAAAUGUCUCCACCCGUGUCCAGCAUGACGGUGUCCAUGCCCUCCAUGGCAGUCAGCCCCUUUGUGGAAGAAGAGAGGCCUCUGCUUCUUGUGACGCCACCAAGGCUACGGGAGAAGAAGUAUGACCACCAUCCCCAGCAACUCAACUCCUUUCAUCACAACCCUGCCCAUCAGAGUGCCAGUCUACCCCCUAGCCCUUUGAGGAUAGUGGAGGAUGAGGAGUAUGAAACGACCCAGGAGUAUGAGCCAGUUCACGAGCCUGUUAAGAAACUCACCAACAGCCGGCGGGCCAAAAGAACCAAGCCCAAUGGCCACAUUGCCAAUAGGUUGGAAAUGGAGAACAACACAAGUUCUGUGAGCAGUAACUCAGAGAGUGAAACAGAAGAUGAAAGAGUCGGUGAAGACACACCAUUCCUGGGCAUACAGAACCCCCUGGCAGCCAGUCUUGAGGUGGCCCCUGCCUUCCGUCUGGCUGAUAGCAGGACUAACCCAGCAGGCCGCUUCUCCACACAGGAAGAAUUACAGGCCAGGCUGUCUAGUGUAAUCGCUAACCAAGACCCUAUUGCUGUAUAAAACCUAAAUAAACACAUAGAUUCACCUGUAAAACUUUAUUUUAUAUAAUAAAGUAUUUCACCUUAAAUUAAACAAUUUAUUUUAUUUUAGCAGUUCUGCAAAUAGAAAACAGGAAGAAAAAAACUUUUAUAAAUUAAAUAUAUGUAUGUAAAAAUGUGUUAUGUGCCAUAUGUAGCAAUUUUUUACAGUAUUUCAAAAAUGAGAAAGAUAUCAAUGGUGCCUUUAUGUUAUGUUAUGUCGAAAGCAAGUUUUAUACAGUUACAGUGAUUGCGUUUCCACAGUAUUUCAGCAAAACCUCCCAUAUAUUCAGUUUUUGCUGGCUUCUUGUGCAUUGCAUUAUGAUGUUGACUGGAUGUGUGAUUUGCAAGGCUAGCAGCUGUCCCUCUCUUUGCUUCCAGUAGCACCCAACCUGGACUGUCUUGAAAUGGCACACCCAUCCAAAUACUCUUCUACUUUGUAUGAAGUUUUCUUUGCUUUCCCAAUAUGAAAUGAGUUCUCUCUACUCUGUCAGCCAAAGGUUUGCUUCAUUGGGCUCUGAGAUAAUAGUAGACCCAACAGCAUGCUACUAUUACAUAUAGCAGGAAACUGCACUAAGUAAUGUUAAAUAUUAGGAAGAAAGUAAUACUGCGACUUUUAAAACAAACUAUAUUAUUAAUCAGAAGACAGCUUGUUCUUGCUAAAGGGAGCUACCAUUGACUAUAAUUUUAACUUUUUAAUUAUUGUUGUUCUUGACAAGAGUAAUAGUUUUGAGUACAGCUUAGAAGUGGUUCUGGCUUGCUAUCAGGACAAAUCUAUCAACUUAGAAAGGACUCAAUUUCAUGUUCUCUCUGGGGGGAAUGAUCCAGAAGCUCAUCUGUUGGCCAAUCAACCACAGCUGCUAAAGGUGCAAUCAUUUCUGAAAUAUUUUUUUAAACUGACUGGUUGUACCUUCUUCUUGACUCCAGAAGAGGCACAUUGUGUCAUGAAACCUCAGCCCCAAGAGUACCCUCAGCCAUCUGUCCAAACCACUUGUAGAGUGCAAUGUCCCUGUGGUACAUGGCAGUGACUUGGCCAUUGCAGGAAAGUAUUCCACUGGUAGAGUGUUUAGAAGGAGUGAGGGUGUAGAAGUCACAAGGGGAAAGCAGCUAUCUUACCCCAUUGGCAUCUUAAUGUUCAGUUGGCUACUCCUUUGUCCUUAUGUUUCUCUUGUGUUCAACAUUGCCUUGAGUAAGUCAUAACUAUGCAUGAAGAUUUUGGGGUGGGGAGGAAUGGCCAAUGUGCAUGUGAUUUGUGGUUAGCAAGAACUUUCCACAGUGAUGCCUCACUAGGGAAUGUCAAUAGCGUUGGGAAGAUUGCACCUUUUCUUGCAGAAGUGACCCCCACCUGUGGACUGAUCUCCCUCCAUAAAUAGCCUGUAUCUUCCAUGUCUCCUCUCUAAGUAAUUUUUCCCAUACUGUCUCAAAAGCAGGACGAAGACUGGUUUAAAUUUUGUAUGUU